AUGUUAUAUCCAUUGAAGAGGUUCCGCUCGCGGAUAAAUACAAAAGCCUAUUAUUGCUUGCGUUGUGGCGCAAAAACAGUGACUUUCCUAUUUUGGGCGACCCUGUACGUGGUGGUGAUGAAGAUGACGCUUCUCAAGAGCAACACAGCGUCCCCGGGAAGGGAUUCUUCAAUGGUACCUGACAAUUACACUAAGUGGCUGGGACCAGUCCUAGGGGAAGAUGAUGAGAAAGGAGAUUUAUCUGAUGAAUGGAAGGACCCAGAUAACGCGACGCUGAUGGAACUCGAGAACAGAUCCUUACGGGUCCAAGAGACCUGCCGCCGUUAUUCACUUCAAUCUCAACCUAUUAACAGUAAAGAAUUCUUCGUGGAUCACGCACAUAAUCUUGUGUGGUGUAACAUAUUUAAAGCUGCAAGUUCGUCUUGGUUGUAUAAAUUUAAUAUAUUAGGUGGCUAUGAAAAGAGUUUUUUAUCGCGAAGUAGAUAUACACCGCUGACAUUGGCGCGCCGAAAAUUUCCUCGACCCAGCGAAGAUGAGCUACGAGACGCAGUGAACACUCCUGGUGUAAUAUCUCUCUUGGUGGUGCGGGAACCAUUCGUCAGACUCCUAUCAGCAUACAGGGACAAGUUGGAGAACAUAACACCUCCGUUCUACAGAAAACUGGCAAGGACCAUAGUAGCGAAGCACAGAGAAGCAGCAACGAAGAUUCUAGGAAACAUCAAAAGUUUUGGACCAACUUUUUAUGAAUUUACCGCAUACUUAAUAGCUAAACACAAAUCUAGGACUAUCACUUUUGACGAGCAUUGGGCACCGUAUUACCAAUUCUGCUCCCCAUGUGCAGUAAAUUUCACUGUCAUAUCUAAAGUGGAGACGCUAUCUAGAGAUGCCGCGUAUGUUGUUCAACAACUUGGUCUCGGACACCUGUUGAGCCGCCGAGUAAAGGACCGGAGAACACGACUGCGGACCGUCAUGAACAAAUCGCGUGACGGAAAAAACACAUCGGCCUUGCUCAAAUACUAUUUCGGUCAGAUCGAUAGGAGUAUGCUCAAAGAUUUGUUGGAUAUUUACGGUAUAGACUUUGAUAUGUUCGGUUAUGAUUCAGAUGUUUAUUAUAGUUAUGUAAGAAAAUAA
Messenger RNA from Leptosia nina, 1131 nucleotides. NCBI's taxonomy places the organism in Eukaryota, Metazoa, Arthropoda, Insecta, Lepidoptera, Pieridae. The record is from the annotation of a GenBank genome assembly.